UACACCUUCGGGGAUUGGAGAAGGACCUCACUGUGGCGAAACUGAAACCACCCUACACCUCUUCUUCCAUUGCCCUAUGGCUAAUCAAAUCUGGAGUUUAGCCCCUUUCAGCUCCCGCCUAAAUACAGGCUCCAUCUCUUCUACAAGAGAAGGUAUAUCAAUGGUCAAUAAGCUGAUUUGCCUCCCACCUUCGGGGAUUGGAGAAGGACCUUUAUCGCCGUGGAUUCUCUGGUCAAUUUGGACAACAAGGAACCAAUUACUUUUUAGCAAGAAAGUUAUCCCUGCCACGGAAGCGAUGACCAUCGGAAUUGUCCGUGCAAGGGAAUGGCAAGCAUCACAAAGAUCGAUCCCCAUUAAAUCAAGCCCUCCACGAGUACCCACACAGACCUUAGUCGAUGAUCUCACUCUGAGAAUUUACUCUGACGCAGCUUGGAAGGAGGAUGGAAAGGCUGGCCUUGGCUGGAUCGUGAAGACCCAACAAGACCAUGUUGUUCUAGCUGGAUCUCUCGCUGUAUCUCAUGUCAGAUCUCCACUGGUAGCCGAAGCCCUUGCAACUCUUGCUGCGGUUAAAGUUGCAAUUGAAUCAGCUUUCACCAAUGUUUAUUUUGCUUCAGACUCGUUGAACCUUGUCAAAGCAAUCAAUUCGGAGCUCCCACACAAGGAACUCCACGGGAUUCUCCACGACAUCCUGUCUCUAUCGUCAAUUUUUGCGUUUUGCUCUUUUAAUUUCACCCCACGAAACCUUAAUCGUCAGGCAGAUGCCCUGGCCAAAGAGGUUCUUGGUGCUUGUAAUGAACCCUAAUGUCCCAAUUGAAUGAAAUUUCCCUUUGAUCAAAAAAAAAAAAAAAAAA
Arabidopsis lyrata subsp. lyrata is the source of this 851-nucleotide messenger RNA. RefSeq lists its product as uncharacterized. The coding region runs from base 77 to 802 and encodes 241 amino acids. The record is from RefSeq and is a predicted model, not a curated record. The transcript has a single exon. Gene Ontology annotation, molecular function: RNA-DNA hybrid ribonuclease activity; nucleic acid binding. Lineage: Eukaryota; Viridiplantae; Streptophyta; Magnoliopsida; Brassicales; Brassicaceae.